UGGGAGGACCACAUCAGCAUUAGGGGUAUAUGUUACAGUUGUGUAAAUUUCUCCUGCAAAAAGGUCUAGUCUAUGUUAUCAGAUCUGUCCCCACUGCCGUCAGUCGUACUUCGUCUCCAACAUGGUUCAGAAGGUGGCAGUGAUCGGUGCAGGGAUUUCUGGAUUGACCAGCAUCAAGGCCUGUUUGGAUGAAGGUCUGGAGCCCACCUGCUUUGAAAGCAGCCAUGACAUUGGGGGUCUAUGGAGAUUUAAGGACAAGCCCGAGCCUGGACGUGCCAACAUCUAUCGGUCAGUGAUCAUCAACAGCUCCAAGGAGAUAAUGGCCUUCAGCGACUUCCCUCCACCAGCUGAGCUCCCCAACAACAUGCACCACUCUGAGGUGCUACAAUAUCUGCGUCUCUACGGCCAGGCCUUCAAACUGAUGCAACACAUUCAUUUCCAGACUACCGUGGUCAGUGUGAGGCAGAGACUGGAUUUUGAUGCGACAGGCCAGUGGGAGGUGGAGACCGAGAAGAGAGAGGGUCAGAGGGAGACAAUUGUUUUUGAUGCAGUGAUAGUUUGUACCGGACACUUUACCAAGCCUCACCUGCCACUCACAGACUUCCCAGGUAUUGAGAGCUUUGAAGGCAGAUAUUUCCACAGCUGGGAUUACCGCAACGCAGAGGGUCUGCAUGGGAAAAGAGUGGUAGUGAUUGGGAUUGGGAACUCUGGAGGUGAUAUUGCUGUGGAUAUCAGUAGAGUUGCUGAGAAGGUGUACCUCAGUGCCAGGAGCGGAGCGUGGGUUGUCGGCCGUGUAGGAGAGGGGGGGCUCCCAGGUGACCUUAUUGGGACUUCUCGAAUGCAUACCGUACUGGAGAACCUCUUCCCCUCAUGGAUCAGUACAAGGGUGGAGAAGAAGCUGAACAAAGCAUUUGACCACAAACUAUAUGGCCUGAAACCAAAUCAUGGUUUUUAUACACAGAUGCCAGUUGUGAAUGACGACCUGCCAGCUCGGAUCAUCUCAGGUCGUGUUCAGGUGAAACCAAAUGUGAAGGAGUUCUGUGGGUCCAGUGUGGUUUUUGUCGAUGGGAGCAUCAUAGACAAGGUGGAUGUAGUGGUGUUUUCCACAGGCUACAACUACAGCUUCCCCUUCCUGCCCUCGACUCUGCAGGCUAAAUCUGGUUACAGGCUGCGUCUCUACAAGCAUGUGUUCCCUCCUGCACUGAGCCAGCCUACACUGGCAGUGGUGGGCUUCAUCCGUGGCUUUGGAGCUGUCAACCCUCUGGCUGAGAUGCAGGCCCGCUGGGCUACAAGAGUGUUUAAAGGUUUAACAACGCUACCCUCAGAAGAGAACAUGAUCAAGGAAAUUGAGAAAGACACCAUAACAAUGCAUAAGAGGUUUGCCUGCUCAGAGCGUAACCCCCUCCAGGUGGACUACAUCCCCUACCUGGACUCUCUAGCAGAGCUGGUGGGGGUUCGACCAAACAUACCGUGGCUCUUACUGAAGGACCCCAGACUGGCACUGCAGAUUUUUCUGGGUCCCUGUACUCCUUAUCAGUACCGCCUGACUGGGCCGGGCCAGUGGGCUGGAGCCCGUCAGGCCAUUCUCACUCAGUGGGAGCGGGUGGUUCAGCCUUUCAGGACCAGAGUGAUACCAGAACCAGAGACCAGACCUUCUUCUACACGGAGCAUCAUAGUGACCUUCUCAGGUGCAGCACUACUGUGCUGCUUCUUCUACAAUAAGCACCGCACCUCCAUCUCCUUUCCUCUCACAUUCUCUGAAUGGUCUUUAACCAACAUGGCUGGACUAUUUUAAUCUUGUCUAAAGCAUACAUGCUAUUCAAAAUCCUCCUCUGGUGUGAUGUGUGCCAAUUCAAGAAACCUGAAGUCCUCCUUUUUCACUCCAAAAACCAGUUCUACCACUUCCUGGUACUGUAGUCCAGUAUGUUGCACCAUCUGCUGAGAACAUCUGGUCUGUUAAUUCACAGUCUUAAAGUUGGUCAUCUCAGGAGGUUUGUUUCAUACUGAUUCCCUCCUUCUAAAUAUAUCCAGAUUCUAAUUAAUUCUUUCUUUAGCCAUAGCAGGUGAUUUAGACAGUAGAGUAUAAAACGUAUUCACAUUUUUAGCCAGACAGUUAGUUGUAAACCUUUAGUUCACAGAUGCAAAAUUUCCCACAAUCUAUCUCCACAAUUUCCUUUUUGUACUAUUUGUAAAUAUAAAGUAAGUAUAGCAGUAAUAAAGAUGAAAUAGAGAUUGUAGCCAGUUAGUAAACUUAUCAUGAAUGUUGCUUAAUUGCUAGUGUAUCCCAGAGAGCAUAUUAGUCAGUGAAUCAGAUCAGCUGAACAUGCAAAAAUGUUAAAUAUCAUUACACAAAGCUAAUUACAAUUUCCCCUAUGUUAAGUGCCAGAUUAUAUUUUUCUUUUGUUUAUGGGAAUUAUCAGUAAAUUAUUAAAGGAUUGACUCAUAAAUUAAAGUGGUAAUCUCUCUGCUCUGAUCAAAAGGACACAGAUGCCAAAUGCACAACGGCAUGAACACUGAAACACAAUAUCUGGGGAACUCUGAUGCCUACAGAGACGUUUAGUGGGAAGUGGAGGGAAGUGUUUUGAUGCUGAAGGUCAGUGUCAAUUAUCGGGAAAACAGCACCAUCUUGUGGCCUCUUUGUGUUACUUUAGAAAUCUAACUGAUUUUAUUAUAUUUGAUUGUCUUUCUAACCUUUUUGGUAUUCAUUGUAUAACACUGAAUUUAUAUGUUAGCCUACAUUUUGUGUUUGUCAAACUUUCUUUAAUGACAAGAAAUAGAAAUGUCUGCCAAAGGCCUCAAAAUAAAAGAAUAAAAAAAUAAAAAUAAAGAUCAAAUUAAAAAAUAA
Molecule: messenger RNA, 2845 nt
Organism: Dicentrarchus labrax (European seabass)
Lineage: Eukaryota; Metazoa; Chordata; Actinopteri; Moronidae
Product: flavin-containing monooxygenase 5-like
Exons: 9
Coding region: 122-1795 (557 amino acids)
Molecular function (GO): NADP binding; N,N-dimethylaniline monooxygenase activity; flavin adenine dinucleotide binding
Source: RefSeq, a predicted model, not a curated record